CAUAUUUAAUACAUCAGAAGCUAGCUAGCAUUAGCUGUUUACAAGCCCAAACUUUUAACUUGAGACGGAAACCUAAAGCAAGCCCUCAACUUAAUCGAAAAUGAAUGUCAUAGAUCAUGUACGGGAUAUGGCUUCCGCCGGCCUUCACUCUAAUGUCCGGAUAUUGAGCAGUUUGUUGCUAACGAUGAGUAAUAACAACCCGGAGCUGUUCUCUCCAGCCCAGAAGUACCAGUUGUUGGUCUACCAUGCUGAUGCCAUCUUUCAUGAUAAAGAAUAUCGUAAUGCUGCCUGCAAGUACAGCAUGGCACUGCAACAAAAAAAGGUGCUUAGCAAAACAUCUAAAGUUCGCACGUCUACCGGUGGAGCUGCGUCUAACAUACAGGCACAGACUUUGCCCUCAGAAAUUGAGGUGAAGUACAAGAUCGCUGAAUGCUACACCAUUUUGAAACUGGAUAAAGAUGCCAUUGCAGUGCUCGAUGGGAUCCCAUCCAGACAGAGGACACCAAAGAUCAACAUGAUGCUAGCCAACCUGUACAGGAAAGCUGGGCAGGAGCGUUCUGCAGUGACAAGCUACAAAGAGGUCCUCAGACAGUGUCCCCUCGCUCUUGAUGCAAUCAUUGGUCUUCUCUCUUUAUCAGUCAAAGGAGCUGAAGUGGCAUCCAUGACUAUGGAUGUGAUCCAGAGCAUCCCCAACCUGGACUGGCUCUCUGUUUGGAUCAAAGCUUAUGCCUUCAUACAUGCAGGAGACAAUCAAAGAGCCAUCAACACUAUAUGCUCUCUUGAGAAGAAGUCCCUGUUGCGGGACAACGUGGACCUCCUGGUAAGCUUGGCAGAUGUCUACUUCAGGGCAGGUGACACCAAGAAUGCCAUCCUCAAAUUUGAACAAGCCCAGAUGCUGGACCCAUACCUCAUCAAAGGAAUGGAUGUUUAUGGCUACCUGAUGGCCCGGGAAGGACACCUGGAGGAUGUUGAAGUCCUGGGAGGACGAUUAUUCAAUAUCUCAGACCAGCAUGCAGAACCCUGGGUGAUCUCUGGUUGUCACAGCUUUUAUAGCAAGCGUUACUCCAGAGCCCUCUACCUAGGAGCAAAGGCCAUCCAGCUGAACAGCAACAGCGUACAGGCUCUCCUCCUGAAGGGGGCAGCACUAAGAAACAUGGGUCGUGUCCAAGAAGCCAUCAUCCAUUUCAGGGAGGCUAUGCGCUUGGCUCCCUGCAGACUCGACUGCUAUGAAGGUCUGAUUGACUGUUACCUGGCAUCCAAUGGGAUUCGGGAGGCUAUGGGAAUGGCCAAUAACAUUUAUAAGACUCUGGGGGCCAAUGCUCAAACUCUGACCAUCCUUGCCACAGUGUGUCUGGAAGACCCAGUGACUCAGGAGAAAGCCAAAACCCUGCUGGACAAAGCACUGGCCCAGAGACCCGACUACACCAAGGCUGUGGUCAAAAAGGCUGAACUGCUCAGUCGUGAACAGAAAUACGAAGAAGGGAUUGCUCUCCUGCGGAACGCCCUGGCCAAUCAGAGUGAUUGUGUCCUGCACAGAAUGCUGGGAGAUUUCCUGGUGGCUGUCAACGAUUACCAAGAAGCCAUGGAUCAGUACAGCAUAGCGCUAAGCCUGGAUCCCAAUGACCAGAAGUCUUUAGAAGGCAUGCAGAAGAUGGAGAAGGAAGAGAGUCCCACAGACGCCACGGUGGAGCUGGACGGCGAUGACAUGGAGGGCAGCGGAGAGGACGGAGAUCUGGAGGGCAGCGACAGUGAAGCGGCACAGUGGGCUGAUCAGGAACAGUGGUUUGGCAUGCAGUGACCCUGGCCACAUAAGGAUACACAGUCGCCCCCACCUUCUAACACCGCGGCCUGUGGGAAGCGUCCAGCCAUCAGGGUCGUCAAACAGGACAAGGUGGCCUUUGAUGCUAUUUUCCCAACAUUCUGACAGCAGCUGUCCAAUACAGUCUUACAGGAGCAGCAGAUUCUCAACCCCAGAGUAAAUCAAGCUGUGUUGUUCUACACCUUGAUUGCUCAGUAUUUGUGAAAAUUCAGUAAUAUCUCUGACUCUACUUUGGCUGUUUCUAAAGCACUUCUUUGCUGGCAAUCAGUUGCUACCUGAGUAAAUGCAUCACUGUCCCAGGAGUGUCAGUGUAUUAAAAAAAGACCUGCUUUGGAUCCUUCCUGAGGUUGAGUUGUUUAGUAUACUGGAGAGCUGUUGCCAGGCAAGAUUUGUACAGAGGAAAUGUAGACAGAGGCCAUUGUCAGAAUAAAAUGGUGUGACGGGAAAUUUUGUUCAGGCUAAGUAAUAUCUGGAGUAAUCCUUCACAUGUGUCAAAAGAGGGACUGGGAUUUUUAAAUUUGUAUUUCAUUUGAGCCUGACUGAAACUUGUUUGCCGCAGAGAGGGCAAGGUGUGGAUCACAAUGAAGGUUGUGAAUAUGCUACCACUUUGUGUCUCGGACAGGUGAACAGGUGGUCUGUGAAAAAGUGACUAUGUACCAUAUAUCCGCUGCUCUUUAAAAUAUAUCAUCUUAAUUUGAAUGGUCACAUGAGAAUGUGUCAUGUAAUGUACAUGAUAAUCACUUGGUGUGUGUGCUGUCUGAUAAGUCGGCUUUUCUGUUUCAAAAAAUAACCCUACGAUUGACUCAAGUGCUUAACCAUUUCAAGAUAAAUGUUUAUAGUAUUUUGUACAGAUUUUUAAAGUGUAUAAUAAAAUUAUUAAACACUCUCACUUGA
This is a messenger RNA of Epinephelus fuscoguttatus (brown-marbled grouper), 2713 nucleotides long. It is a transcript of the gene anapc7, whose product is annotated as anaphase promoting complex subunit 7. Gene Ontology annotation, molecular function: protein binding. Gene Ontology annotation, biological process: cell division. Bases 101 to 1798 code for a protein of 565 amino acids. The record is from RefSeq and is a predicted model, not a curated record. Lineage: Eukaryota; Metazoa; Chordata; Actinopteri; Perciformes; Serranidae. The transcript is spliced from 11 exons.